Messenger RNA from Miniopterus natalensis, 1869 nucleotides. RefSeq names its product BEN domain containing 5 (gene BEND5). Gene Ontology annotation, molecular function: DNA binding. NCBI's taxonomy places the organism in Eukaryota, Metazoa, Chordata, Mammalia, Chiroptera, Miniopteridae. The record is from RefSeq and is a predicted model, not a curated record. Gene Ontology annotation, biological process: negative regulation of DNA-templated transcription.
AAAGGCCAGACCAGUUAAAAAUACCGGAUGGUCCCCUUUGUCUUCCCCGCCUCCGGACACUCCCGCGCUGUCAGUCUGUCUUCAUCUGCCUUUCGUGUCUUUCCCCCUUUCUGUUCUGUGCUCCUGGCUCUUCACUGUCCCUGUCUCUCCCUGCCCGUUUGUGCCUUCGUGUCCCCGCCUCACACCUGCCCUUUGCCUCUCACCCAGCUCCUCCUCUCUCUGCUCCUCCGUCUCCUCAAGUUUUCUAGCUGUCUGUCUCUCUCCCUUUAAGGCCCUUGGUGCCUCCAGCGAGUGAGGAAGCAAGGCGGAUAUUGUCAGACUCUUCUAGGUGGGAGCCCCUCUUCACAGAGGGAAGCUAUGACAUCUUUGUCCCAUCCGGGCCAUCAUUGGACAGGAUGAGGAGGCCUUGAUCCCUGGGCACCACUCUCCCCGGCCUCUCCCUGGCCAGGUGGUGGAGAAGACAAAUCUGACCUUGAAAACAGUGUGAUGCAGAAGAAAAUAAAAAUCCCCAGACUUUCUCUCAGUCACGUAGAAGAAGAUGGGGAGGUUCAAGAUUACGGGGGCGAAGAUUUACAGCUUAGACACAUCAAGAGACCCGAGGGGCGGAAGCCGAGCGACGUGGCGCACAAGAGCAUUGAGGCCGUGGUGGCCCGGCUGGAGAAGCAGAACGGCCUGAGCCUGGGCCACGGCACGUGCUCGGAGGAGGUCUUCGUGGAGGCCUCGCCGGGCACUGAGGACAUGGACAGUCUGGAGGAUGCCGUCGUGCCCCGGGCUCUGUACGAGGAGCUGUUGCGCAACUACCAGCAGCAGCAGGAGGAGAUGCGCCACCUCCAGCAGGAGCUGGAGCGGACUCGGAGGCAGCUGGUGCAGCAGGCCAAGAAGCUCAAGGAGUACGGGGCACUCGUGUCCGAAAUGAAGGAGCUCCGAGACCUCAACCGGAGGCUCCAGGACGUGCUGCUCCUGAGGCUCGGCAGUGGUCCCGCCAUUGACUUGGAAAAAGUAAAGUCAGAAUGUCUCGAGCCCGAGCCGGAGUUACGGAGCACUUUCAGUGAGGAAGCAAAUACGUCGUCCUAUUUCCCCGCUCCUGCACCGGUCAUGGACAAGUAUAUCCUAGACAAUGGCAAGGUCCAUCUGGGAAGCGGGAUCUGGGUUGAUGAAGAGAAAUGGCACCAGCUACAAGUAACCCAAGGAGAUUCCAAGUACACAAAGAACUUGGCAGUUAUGAUUUGGGGAACAGAUGUUCUGAAGAACAGAAGCGUCACAGGAGUUGCCACAAAAAAAAAGAAAGAUGCUGUCCCCAAGCCGCCCCUCUCUCCUCACAAACUAAGCAUCGUCCGAGAGUGUUUAUAUGACAGAAUAGCACAAGAAACUGUGGACGAAACUGAAAUUGCACAGAGACUCUCCAAAGUCAACAAGUACAUCUGUGAAAAAAUCAUGGAUAUCAAUAAAUCCUGUAAAAAUGAAGAACGAAGGGAAGCAAAAUACAAUUUGCAAUAAACUUUGGAUUUUUCAUAAAGCCUUCGCGUUUUCCUUGAGCGGCGUGUGAUUUGUGGGCGCCGGCGCCGGCCGGAUCAGAGCCCUCGCGCGUGGUGUGUGGGGCAGGAGCCAGUGGGGGUUGGGGUCAGCGGCUUGUUCUGAACUUGGACUUCCCACUUCAAAGAAGGCAGAUGGACGUGCUGAGACUCAGGCAGCAACCCAGCACCGGUGUAGUUCUGGGGACUGGGAACCGUCUUUUCAGCAGGGGAUCGAGUGUCUCCACCUUGCCUGUCACUUGGCCCAGAAUUGGAACUGAUAUUUUUACCAUUCAAGGACUUUUAUCUCUGUUUCUCUAUUUUGUUCUAUAAUAAAGCUCAUUAAUUCUUUGAUGUA